CAGGGGAUAAGGGAGGAUUCUCAGCUGGCCACUUCCACCCGCUAGGCAGCUGAGCCCUGGGCCCACUUAGCUUGGGUGCGCACAAAGGAGGGCUGGGUGUCAGGACUAAGUACCGGCUUUCCGGGGGGCGGGCAGUGACCCUUCCACGCUUCUCCUUGUACUGCUCAGUUGGGAAGCAGCGCUGGGGCAGGGAAGCCCUUCCAGCCCCUGCCUACCCCUCUCCUUCCCCCUUCCUGCAGCUCUCCCCUUCUUCUCGCCUGCUGCUGUCGGCCCCGCCGCGCCUAUCGCCCUUUCCCCCCCUCGGCGGGGUCUGUCAGGCCUGGGUCGCCCCCCCCCCCUUCGCUUGCUGUGAGCAGCAGCAGCGGCAGGGUUAACGCUGAGGAAUGCAGCGGCGAGGAAUGUGCAUGCAGAUGAGAUGGAUGUUAAUCUCAUGCUAAUGAGCAGCGGCGGCGACUGCUGCCCGGGGCUGAGCCGGGCUCCCCGUUCUGAACCCAGACAGUGGCUGGGCUCAGCCCGGAACCCUGCCCUGGUGCUGCUGGAGCAGGCGGCGGCAGCCUAGACAUGGUGGAUUGAACCCGAGCAGUGGAGGAGGGUUUCCUGAGUGAUUGCAAGAGACUCUCUGCUUCCCCCCCGCCCCAGGCCCAGCUCCGGAUCCCCCCUCCCCGUCCCCCGGCUCUACUGGGGGCUUUUCCCGCUUCCCUUCUUUCUUCCUGGCCCUAUGGAGCAGCUACCCCCGGCGCCCGACCAUGCCUAGGAAAGCGGGCAAUGGGCAGCUCCCCUUACCCGAUGGCUGGGAGGAGGCGAGGGAUUACGACGGCAAAGUCUUCUACAUUGACCACAACAACAAGCAGACCAGCUGGAUCGACCCCCGGGACAGGUUAACAAAGCCUUUGUCAUUCGCGGAUUGUGUUGGUGAUGAACUACCAUGGGGAUGGGAAGCUGCAUAUGAUCCUCAGAUUGGUGUCUACUAUAUCGAUCACAUAAACAAAACCACACAGAUAGAAGAUCCCCGAAAACAAUGGAGGCAAGAACAAGAGCGAAUGCUAAAAGACUAUCUCAUGGUAGCGCAGGAUGCUCUCAGUACCCAGAAGGAGCUGUACCAGGUGAAAGAACAGAGACUAGCACUCGCCCUGGAUGAGUAUGUACGUCUGAAUGAUGCCUACAAAGAAAAAUCAAGCUCUCGUACCAGCUUAUUCUCAGGCUCCUCAUCCAGCACAAAAUAUGACCCUGACAUUCUGAAGGCGGAAAUCUCCACUACAAGAUUAAGGGUUAAGAAGUUGAAGAGGGAACUCUUUCAUAUGAAGCAAGAACUGCUCUAUAAAGAACAGGGCUUUGAAACACUGCAACAAAUUGAUCAAAAAAUGUCUGGCGGUCAGAGUGGGUAUGAACUGAGUGAAGCCAAAGCCAUUCUGAGCGAGCUGAAGUCUAUCAGAAAGGCCAUAAGCUCAGGAGAAAGAGAAAAACAAGAUUUAAUACAGAGCCUUGCAAAGUUGAGAGGGCGAUUUCACGUUGACCAGACCGUUGGGAGAUCUGAACCAGAUUUGAGGUCCAGCUCUGUAAACUCUCAGUUGUCUCUCUCUAGACAGACUCUGGAUGCAGGGUCUCAGACAGACAUUUCUGGCGAUAUUGGAGUGAAAAGUAGAUCAAAUUUAGCUGAAAAAGUCAGACUAAGUCUUCAAUAUGAAGAGGCAAAAAGAAGCAUGGCAAACUUAAAGAUUGAACUAUCUAAAUUAGAUAGUGAGACCUGGCCUGGGGCACUGGAUAUUGAGAAGGAAAAACUGAUGCUGAUCAAUGAAAAGGAAGAGCUUUUAAAAGAACUCCAAUUUGUCACACCACGCAAACGCACUCAAGAUGAGCUAGAGCACCUGGAAGCAGAAAGAAAGAGGCUGGAAGAAGAGCUGCUGUCUGUGAAAAGCACUCCUAGUCAAGCACUUGCUGAGAGUCUCUCCGCCAGUACGUUAUCUGUGUCUUCAGGGAGCAGCCUAGGAUCUCUGGCAUCCAGUCGGGGGUCUCUGAACACAUCCAGCAGGGGGUCGCUAAACUCCCUCAGCUCCACGGAUCUCUAUUAUAACCAAGGCGAUCAAAUAACAGACUUGGACUAUCAGUAUAAACUUGACUUCAUAUUGCAAGAAAAGAGUGGUUACAUUCCUUCUGGGCCGAUCACUACCAUUCAUGAAAAUGAGGUGGUCAAUUCCCAUGGGAGACUGGGUUACAGUGACUCUUCUGGAUCUUUGGCAGCAGGCCACGCUCCAAAAUUGACUGAGCCACCCAAAUCUGUGACAUCACUGUCUUCAAGAUCCUCCCUUUCUUCCUUGUCCCCGCCAGGGUCUCCUUUGGUUUUGGAAGGUGCAUUUUCAGUGUCUGCCCAAGGUUCCCCCCUGCACCACCUCAUCACAGACUUUGAAGACUGUGAAUUGCCUGGUGAUUUUGCAGGCAUUAGUCUCUGUGAGAACCAAAUGUCAUUGGACUCUGAAGCCAGAGCAACAUCACAAGCUCUUACAGAUGAUAAAGAUCUCAAUGAAAGUGUUAGGCAGCCUUUGUCAUCUUUACGUGAAGGAAAUGCAGGUGUCGACUUACCAAGAAGAGCAGUAAGUCAGCUGCUUGAGGAGAAAGCAACUUGUGUAUCUGCUGCAGUGUCUGAUGAGUCUGUGGCUGGAGACAGUGGUGUAUAUGAAGCUUCUGUAAAACAACCAAAUGAAACUGAAGAUGCUGUAUAUAGUGAAGAUGACACGACAAUUCUAGAGGCUGCCCAGGUGCAAAUAGGACUUAGAUAUGACCAAAGCAGUUCAAGUUUUGUGGUAAUUGUAAUGCAGCUCAGAAAUCUUCAUGCCUUCUCUGUCCCCUUUGGUUCCAGAGUGUAUUUUAGGGUAGCAGUACUUCCAUCCUCAGUUGACAUCAGCUGUCUGUUCCGCACUAAAGUCCAUCCUGCUAUGGAAACCAUUUUAUUCAAUGAGAUAUUCAGAGUAGCCAUUUCCCAAGAAGCUUUGCAGCAGAAGACAUUACAUGUAGAUGUUUGUUCUGUCAGUAAAACUCGACGGGAAGAAUGCCUGGCUGGAACUCAGCUCAGCCUUGCAGAUUUAUCAUUUUCUAAUGAGACCUAUACUCUGUGGUAUAAUCUGCUGCCCUGCAAGCAAAUUCCUGGCAAAAAGAACAAGGAACAAAAUGAGGAAUCGGUGUUUCUGCCUUACAAGCAAUUGUCAGGCUCGUUGGACUUGGAUGCUGUCUCGGCUCUGCUGGAGAGGACAUCUGCUGAGCUGGAAGCGGUAGAGCAAGAGCUGGCGGAGGAGGAGGAGGAGGAGGAGGGGCAGGAGAACAGGGGUGCUGAUGAAGACUGGUUAGAAAUGCUAGCAGAGGCGUCUGAUGAAAUUGUGGAUGAAAAGGAGGAUGGAGUUAAAUUGGCAGAGGAAGGCGGAUAUACAGAUAACUUGAGAUUAUGCACCGAUACAGCAAAGACAGAUGAAAACAAGGGUGGGAAAGAAAGUGACCACGCUGAUGCCCCUGGCAAUCAGUUAGCUGCUGUAGUCCCAACACUGGUUGAUAAAGAGACUAAUACUGAGGAAGCAGUUAAUGAGAAUAUGGCAGUCCGACCCAAGGACAGAGCCAGCUUGAGCUCUAGACAGCGUCCCUUUGUCAGGAACAGCAUGCUAGUGCGCUCGCAAACCUUCUCUCCAGGAGAGCGGAACCAGUACAUCUGUAGGCUGAAUCGAAGUGACAGUGACAGCUCAACACUGGCCAAAAAGUCUCUCUUUGUGAGAAAUGCCACAGAACGACGGAGCUUGAGAGUUAAAAGGCCUGCAUGCCAGUCGAUCAUGCGAAGAGCUACGCAAGAGCACCCUGUACGCACUUCUCUUGACUUGGAGCUGGACCUCCAGGCAUCUCGGACGCGACAGAAUCGGCUGAACGAUGAACUUCAGGCACUGCGCAAUCUUAAACAGAAGCUUGAGGAGAUGAAAGCCAGAGGAGAGACUGACCUUCCCCAGUGUGUGUUGGAGGAUGAGCGAUUCCAAAAGCUCUUGAAACAAGCUGAAAAGCAGGCUGAACAAUCAAAGGAGGAACAGAAACAGGGUUUAAGUGCUGAAAAAUUGAUGAGAAAAGCUUCCAAGGAUGUAUGUCGGUUACGGGAACAGAGCCAGAAAGUGCCACUGCAAGUGCAGUCGUUCAGGGAGAAGAUAGCUUACUUCACAAGAGCAAAGAUCAACAUACCAUCCCUACCAGCAGAUGAUGUAUAAUUACAUUUUUCAUUGAAGUAUUUUUCCACUUGCUCAUCUUUUUAGAUGAACGUUUUGUAGUUGUAGCCUCCUGCUUUUAAAGAUCUUCUAUUUUACAUCCAACUAUAAAGAUGUUCAUUUGUAAAAUACAGCGAACUGAGUUCUUGUAUGUUAAAAGGCGCAAAAAAACAAACAGACCACAACUACCAGAAAACCAAAGUAGAACAAUUCUGGUACACCGAUGCUAAUUUUGUACAGUUUGUAUGUAUCGCAUGUGUGCUCUUAUUUUGUAAAGAUGGAACAAAGGAAAGUGUGUAUCCUGUUGAACCGCACUGUGUUGAGAAAUAUUACGUUCAACAGAAGAUUGUUUAUCUUUUCACUAUUUUCACGUGAGCAGACUGUGAAGAUGGCUGUUAUGCCAUGCAAUAUUUUUGUACAAGUGUGACUUUUAUAGUUUGAAAUUAACCAUGAAUGCAAGCUCCUUUCCAAAACAGCAAGGCUGCCUCGUAACAGGUGCUGUUUAGAUUUCUGUCACCUACAUUGGGAUUUUGUUUCUGAAAAAGAUUUCUUGAUUGUCCUUUUUAUUUCUAUGAAGAAAGAACAUGGAAUACUGAGUGCAGGAAUAUCAUUUUGUGAAUGUACAGUACUUUGGGCUGCACUGUACAGUACUUUGCAUCUGCAAGGUGGGGUGGGGGAAGGGAAGGGUAGACCAGUAACCCUAAAACCUCUUAUAGUGAAACUACCAAAAGGGCAGCUGCUUUCUGAAACUGAAGCUGAAUCAAAUUCACAUCAAGGUGUUUAUAUAUGAGUAGUCCUACCACUGCGCUGUAAAAUCUUACAUUUAAAUGUAACCUUUUGACCUAAAUGUUUUUUACAUACUGCUUGUUGACAAAAGUAAACAAGAUCAGGUUCAUGAAAAAUUAAAUCUGUGCUGUUGUCAGAAGAGGAAAAACUACCCAUCAAAUUCAUAAUGAAUCCACUGACUCAAGUACCAGAAGUAUUGUUGGUAUAGAAAUCCAUACUGGAAAAGUCUGUGACCUAGAAAACCAAAUAUUUCAGUAGGAUGUGUACUACAGUUCUCAUUAUUUUUUUUAAAGUAAAUAAAACACAAGCUGUUUUUCAGAAUAAUGAUGGUUCAAGUUGAACAAGCUUAAGGAGUAAAUGUGAACAAGAUGUCUAUCAAAAUAGAAUUUUAGCUUAUCUGACCAGACCUUUUUGUUACAAAAUGUGGGUGUGCUUGUCAUAAUCCCUGGGGAAGCAUGCUACUGCAUCAGAUGUGGAAUAAAGCAUCUACAACUGUUUGGUAAAACAAAACUUUGUGGUUGAUCUUAUCGCCAAAACGAUGUAACUAAACUUGUAUCUACAGUACAUAAUCUCUGAAGAUUUUUGAAAAAAAUGUUAAAUUCAAAGUUGUUGUUUUUUUUAAUUCUGUGGAUAGAAUCUUUGUCCUUAACCUACAGAUUAUAUUGACAAGCCACCUAUACAUAGUACUUCACUUUUCCAGAAAGUAAUUAGUCUUGUUGAAAGAUGAAGAGAACAUAGCUACAAUAUGUUUGCAAAUGUCUUCUAAGUUCAAGGUAAGAAAAUUCUGUGCCUAGAAUCUUUUGUUAAACACAUCAAGGAUUUUCUUGUGCUACACAAAUACAUUUAUUAUUUCAAAUCCUUUAAAUGUAUAACUGGAUGCCACACAGUUUUGAACAAGUGCCAGUCAGGCCAACUGACUGAGCAUAAUUCUUCAUGGAUAUCCAUUUAUUGCUGUUCUCUCUCUCUUUUUUUUUUUUUUUUUUAAGAC
Trachemys scripta elegans is the source of this 6000-nucleotide messenger RNA. RefSeq names its product WW and C2 domain containing 2 (gene WWC2). Gene Ontology annotation, biological process: negative regulation of organ growth; regulation of DNA-templated transcription; cell migration. The record is from RefSeq and is a predicted model, not a curated record. NCBI's taxonomy places the organism in Eukaryota, Metazoa, Chordata, Testudines, Emydidae. Gene Ontology annotation, cellular component: cytoplasm. Gene Ontology annotation, molecular function: kinase binding; molecular adaptor activity.